Molecule: messenger RNA, 663 nt
Organism: Cyclopterus lumpus (lumpfish)
Lineage: Eukaryota; Metazoa; Chordata; Actinopteri; Perciformes; Cyclopteridae
Product: nucleoredoxin-like protein 1
Exons: 3
Coding region: 1-663 (220 amino acids)
Biological process (GO): photoreceptor cell maintenance
Cellular component (GO): mitochondrion
Source: RefSeq, a predicted model, not a curated record
AUGGUGGACCUGUUUGUUGACCAAGUCCUGUUGAAGAACAACAAGGACCAGGACGAGAUGGACUCAGAACAAGAGAUUGUCAUGCGCCUGCAGAACCGCAUCCUCAUGCUCUUCUUUGCAUCUGCCGCAUGUGAGAGCUGCCAGCAGUUUGCUCCCACGCUCACCGACUUCUUCACACGACUGACAGAUGAUUCCUACCUGCCUGCAUCUCCCAGCAACGUGAUCUUACUUUUCCCUUCAUCUGUCAGUUUGGACCAGUCAGAGGAACAGCAAGAAAGCUUCCUUAAAGAGCUGCCCAAGAAGUGCCUGUUCCUGGCCUACGAGGACCCCUACAGGAGGGAGCUGGAGGCCAUGUUUAAUGUGGAGGAGCUGCCCACAGUGGUGGUGCUGCGUCCCGACUGCUCCAUCCUCAUCCCUAAUGCAGCGGAGGAAAUACUGUGCCUCGGCCCGGACUGCUACCGCAACUGUCAGGAGGCAGCAGAGAUCAUCGACGGGAACUUUAUGAUCAGCGAGGACUUUGAGGGGAAGUCCAUGCACAGCUUGACUGACCCUGUGAGGAGGUGGAAGUAUAAGGUGGAAGAUGAGAAGAAGAAAAAGAGCAAAGGGUGGGGUGGAGGUGGAAGGGAAGAUGCUGAGGUGGAUGGAGGACGGUCGCCAUGGUGA